UGAAAAAGAAAAAGAAGGUGAUUAAUAAGGGGAAACAAGUACAAAUGCAUCCUGAUGGAGACGAGAUUACUGGGCUCAUGCAGUUCCAUUCUAAGCUUGAGAAACAAAAGCAAUUGAGCAUGCAGCGACAGGAAAUUAGGAGAAAAUCAAGAUAUGAAUUCCAAGGUUAAAAAUAGCAAAAAUUCAUUGUAUUGAAUAUUUUACGGUGUAUGAGUGACAAAAAAUUGUCCUCAACUGCAUGUACAUUUAUAGAAGACAAUUUAGGUCUUGAGUUGAUGGGAAAAAAAGUUGAGAGAAGGUUGAAAAAGGAAAAUGCAAAAGUUGCUGCAACCAACAAAUCUGGGGGUAUAUCAAGGGGCCAAUUGAAAGGAUCUAAGGCUGCUCGUGGAAAAAGUAGUGGUCUAGAAAGUGGUGAAAGAAGGAGGAGUGGAGGGAUAAAUAAGGAGACAGAGGUGUGUAAUGAAAACAUUAAUGAUGUGGUGGUGCUUGAUACAGAAGAGGGCAGUGAGGCAGACUUGAAUGAACGUGAAGAAGCUGGCAAUGAUGAAGACUUCGUGAAUUUACCAAAACAAGUGGUGAGAAAGGGAAAAGAAUGUGUGGGCAGACCAAACAAGAAGGAGAAGAGGGCUGUGGUGAAUGACUUGAAGGUCCAGUACCAUAGCCUCUACACUAGAUCAUCACCGAAUGUAGUGAUGAAUGCUAUUGCGAAAUUGACUAACAAACAGCGAGAACAAGUGUGUGAAGUUGGGUUUGGGGCUUUCUUAGACCUAGGAAUCCAAGAGUUGCCGUCUAAUCUUGGUUAUUGGAUUGUGGACAACUUCGACCCAAUUAGUUGUUCACUGAAGUAAGGUAAAGGAAGGAAAAUUCACAUCACAGAAGAAGAUAUGGAGCUGGUUCUGGGAUUUCCACGUGGUGACACACCAGUGUUAAAGAAGGGGAAAGGAGAUAAAAGUGAAAUGCUGGAUGAGUGGGGAUCUUCUUUUGGAGGAAAGGAUAAGGUUUUGCCAAUAGAGGUGACGCGUGAAAUACUAAGAUGUGAGGAAGGUGGAGAUUGGUUUGUGCGGAACUUCAUAAUUCUCGUUAUAUCGACCUUGAUAGACAAUACAAGGAACGAAUACAUAAACUGCUCCUUCAUAAACAAUUUGUAGGACACAAAAGGAAUUAAAGAUUUAAAUUGGUGUGAAUACGUGAUAAAGGCUCUAAUUGAGAAGAAAAGGGAAUCGGCUAAAGGAAAGGAAAAGGCAUUCACCGGUCCGCUCCUUUUUUUGAUGGUGUUGUAUGUGGAUAGGAUAGAAGUAUAUAGAAGAAGCGUGCCUAGAAAGGUUCCCUUUAUAAUGGGAUGGAGCACACCGUUAUUGAGGGAGAGGCAAUAUGAAGAAAUAGAGACUGGAGGAUUUGAUUUAGGGUAUCUAGAUGAGAAGAUGACAAUCAACCGAGGGACAGGGAAUAGUGUCACUGCUAAAGAGAGAACCCAGGAUGUGAGAUAGCCCUCGACAGCACCGGGUGAAGAAUAGGACAUUCUGCAAUGCUUUGCUAAUAAGACCAGCACAUUUAUUAAGACAGCGACUGACAUCAUGAAUAUGUUAGAUGAAUCUCCCGAUGUAAUUCGUGGCAGUGAAGAGUUCAAAGAGUUGGGGAAAGCGGCGAAUAUGCUCAUGGCAGUUUUACAGAAGAAGAAUUCUCCGGAUUUUGUUACACCUACACAGAUGGACAGGGAGAUGGAGGUAUUUUGGUCAACCCUAGUCAACCUUGAAAUAUUAGCUGAAGCUGAGGUGGACGGUAUAAAGAUAACAAAGGUUCUUCAAAGGAGGGAAGAUAUGCCAAACUUUAGUAUAGGUCUCACACAAGACGAUCCACCAAAUGAAGUAAGCAAUUAUGCUCUUCUGGGGUUCGAGAAGAACAGUAUAAAUGAAAAAGGGAAUGAAAAAGCCGAUGCAAGUGUGCAACUGCCUUUAGAUAAGGAAAUGGUAACAGUUGGUGGUCAAUCAAGCUCAAAUGUAAAUCAUGUGCCGGAAAUCAGAAAGGACGUUGAAGAGACAAAAGAAUUGGGCCAGAUAAGAAGAAAACAAACGGCUGCAGCAACCAUGAAGUCACCCUACGUAAGAAGAGUUGUUGAUCCAAGUGAUGCAUUAACAUCAGAUGAACGCGCCAUGGGUGCUUGGAUACGUCAGAUGGAGAUGCCCUAUACAAGAGUGAGGUUAUUUUCAAAGGCCUUAACCAAUUGCAGCUUACCCGCGGCCAACUGAUGAGAAUCAAGGAUGGUCGACACAUCGAGGAAAGUGUAAUCAAUGCUUGGGCAUUCAUUCUUAAUUGUAAAGAGAAAGCCUGAAGCAGUGAGUCUACCAGUAGAUUAUUUGCUAAAGUCUUGCCCUGCCUUGACACACAGGCAGACCUGGGAUUGAAUGAAGACAGUGUUUACACCCUUUUUGUGGAAGCCAUUGGUUGGGGUUAGAGGCAAUAAAAAAGCACACUUCACUUUCAAAAGUUGAUUUGUUCUUCUUCCCAAUCGUGCAAGUGCAUCACUGCUAUAUACUUUGUCUUAAUACUAAGCUGAAGCGUGUGGAAAUCAUUGACAGUUCAGCGGCUAGCGUAGGAAAAUUUGAUAAAUACGGGGAAAUGCCUCAAAACGUGAUAAAUAUGUUUGUGAAGUACAUGGAUUCAAGGAAUAUGAUGACCAAAUCUGAUAAAGUCAGGAAGGCAACACCGAAGAGGCUAGGAAUGGAGUGGAGGCACACAAAGAACAUUUGCGACUAUGGCAUGUUCACAAUGCGACAUAUGGAGACAUAUCAAGGUCAAGGCUUGCAAGGAUGGAAUAUUGGGCUGAAGGAAACGGACACCAAACUGGUAGGGAUGUUACGCAUGAAGUACAUUUAUGCAAUUCCCCUGAAUGAGAAGAAUGAGUACAUGCAGUCAAACUUGGCGAAGGCAAAGAAUUUUGUCAAGAAAGCUAAAGAAGAGAAAGAAAAGGUGGCAGAGCAGAAGAAGGGAGCAGCGCCCAAUUAAUCAAUUCAGUGAAAUUUGAACU
Messenger RNA from Cuscuta epithymum, 3025 nucleotides. NCBI's taxonomy places the organism in Eukaryota, Viridiplantae, Streptophyta, Magnoliopsida, Solanales, Convolvulaceae. The record is from the annotation of a GenBank genome assembly.